Rhopalosiphum maidis (corn leaf aphid) is the source of this 1191-nucleotide messenger RNA. Its product is annotated as YJU2 splicing factor homolog. The coding region runs from base 263 to 1114 and encodes 283 amino acids. The record is from RefSeq and is a predicted model, not a curated record. Gene Ontology annotation, cellular component: U2-type catalytic step 1 spliceosome. Gene Ontology annotation, biological process: mRNA splicing, via spliceosome. The transcript has 2 exons. Lineage: Eukaryota; Metazoa; Arthropoda; Insecta; Hemiptera; Aphididae.
UUUAAUAUAUCAUAUUGUUUUAGACAAAAAUCAUGGAUUUCGGUAGUCAAUAUAGAAUGUACAAUUAACAUUACAAGUUAUAACAGUUAAACCAUAACGAAUCUCAAUUCGUUGAUAACAAUAAAAUUAAAAUUAUUUAUUUUGCAUUCGUUAUUAAUAAUUAUAAUUAAAACUGACCAUAAGUUUAACUGCCAAUAGGUUCCUUCUUGGACCAUAAUUCCAGUUUUAUUAUUUUUGUCACAUCGGAUAUUCAGUAGUUAAUAUGUCAGAAAGAAAAGUAUUAAAUAAAUACUAUCCACCCGAUUUUGAUCCUUCAAAAAUUCCACGUAUGAAACUUCCAAAAAAUCGACAAUAUACUGUUCGCCUUAUGGCACCAUUUAAUAUGAGAUGUAAAACAUGCGGUGAAUAUAUUUAUAAAGGAAAAAAAUUUAAUGCACGUAAAGAAGAUGCUGAAAAUGAAGAUUAUUUAGGUAUACGUAUUUACCGGUUUUACAUAAAAUGCACUAGGUGUUUACAAGAAAUAUCUUUUAAAACUGACCCACGUAACACGGAUUAUGAAAUUGAAGAAGGAGCUACACGAAAUUUCAUGGCUCUAAAACUUGCUCAAGAACAGGAAAAAAGAGAAGAAGAUGCUGAAAAGGAAGAAGAAGCUACAAAUCCAAUGAAGUUAUUGGAGAAUCGUACUCAGCAGUCUAAACAAGAAAUUGAAUUAAUGGAAUCCCUCGAAGAGCUAAGAGAUUUAAAUAGACGUCAAGGUAAUGUGGAUUAUGAUUCAAUGUUAUUAAAGUACAACCCUGCAGAACUAAAGGAGCAAAUUAAACGGAUGCAAGAAGAAGAAGAUGAAAAUACGGUAAAAAGUUUAAUGGGUAUUAAACGUAAGAUUGAUGAAAAUGAUGAUGAAGAAAUAAUAGAAUCUGAAGAUAAUAUGACUAAAAGUAUAAUAAAAAAUGUAAACACUUCAACUGCACAAACUAGUGCAAAGAAAAAGGUCUCUAAGCUCAACCUUUUAAAUUUAGUUAAAGUUAAUAAUGUUACAAGUAUCAAUAAGACAAAAGAAUCUUGUAAUUCAUUAUCAUUAAUUGGAAAUUAUUCAAGCAGCGAUGAUUCUAAUUAAAUAGUAUAAAUAAAUAUGAAGGUAUGAUUAAAAAUUAUAAUGCUUAAUAAUUUAAAAUACAUCAUAUUUGUAACAAA